AUGACUGUAUCUAGUGUCACCGCAAACAGCUCGCACGAAUGCCAGCAGCAGAAUGUCCGACAGGACUCCACACUCCCCAUUACGCCAAUGGUUCCUAUGGACUCUUCUGUUAACACAUGGACCCGCUUCAUUACCACCUUCGAGGCUUCUGAGUUCACCAACUGGAUCGAUGAGAGUGUCUCUUGGAAAUCGACUUGCUACAUCGGCGAUUGGUCUCCCCUUCUCAAGAUGAGGGUCCGAGGUCCUGAUGCCAAGGCAUUCUUCGAAUACUUGUCGACGAAUCACUGGCCAAACUUCAAGCAAUACCAGGCAAAGCACGCCGUUUUCUGCCGAGACGACGGAAAGGUCAUGGGCGAGGGCGUCGUCAUGAUGCUUGGGCAUGACGACUUUAUCUUUACAUCUGUUCCUGGAGUGACUUGGGCCCUUUAUCAAUUCCACCGUGGUAGUCGAAAAUUUGACGUUACGGUGGACAAUGUCUCCAGCGAAUGGUACCUUUUCCAGGUUCAAGGCCCCAAGAGCUUGGAUGUAAUGGAGGCCGCAACGGGGUCUUCAAUCACCGACUUGAAGUUUAUGAAUGCCAAGGAGAUGUCCAUCAACGGAUCAAAGCUCUUAUGUCUCCGACAAGGAGUAUCUGGCGAACGAGGCUUCGAGCUCUGGGGUCCAGCUGAAGAAGCACAGACGGUGUACAAGGCUAUUAUGGCCUCUGGGACAAAGUUUGGCAUUCGUCAGCUUGGUGGCCGUGCAAAGACGGUGAAUCAUGUUGAGGGUGCAUUUCCAACACCAAGAUUGGAUUUUCUCCCAGCGAUUCAUGGCGACGACCCCGAGCUCGGCAAGUACCACCAGUUCCUCCAAGGGGCCGGAUUGCUUGGCGCCGGCUUCUUACACUUAGGAGCUGUUGGGAACUACAGCGCCCAACCUUCCGCCCACCAUCGCACCCCGUUCGACCUGGGCUGGGGCUGGCUUGUCAACUUCGACCAUGACUUCAUCGGCAAAGAGGCACUCAGGUCCAUAGCCAGUAACCCUCCCAACGCACUCGUCACCUUGGAAUGGAAUAGCGAGGAUGUGAUAGACGUCUACGCAUCGCUCUUCUGCGACAAUACUCUCGAGUUCAUGGAGUUGCCGCGUAAUGCGGGCGGCUUAGUGGGCGGGAGCAGUGUGUACGUCAACGGCUCGCUUGUUGGCUGCGCCGUGUCACGAUGCUAUAGCUACUGGUUCAAGAAAAUGAUCUCUCUCUGUAUCAUCGAGAAGGAACACUCCGCUCUCGGGACGGAAGUCGAGGUAAAAUGGGGUCAGGAGGGCGGGCCACAGCGAAUGAUUCGCGCUAUUGUCAAGCCAGCUCCUUACAAAGAAGAUCAGCGCAAAAAACCACUGAGGUCAUGA
This is a messenger RNA of Trematosphaeria pertusa, 1380 nucleotides long. Its product is annotated as glycine cleavage T protein. Bases 1 to 1380 code for a protein of 459 amino acids. NCBI's taxonomy places the organism in Eukaryota, Fungi, Ascomycota, Dothideomycetes, Pleosporales, Trematosphaeriaceae. The record is from RefSeq and is a predicted model, not a curated record. The transcript is spliced from 3 exons. Gene Ontology annotation, molecular function: protein binding.